Molecule: messenger RNA, 945 nt
Organism: Adineta steineri
Lineage: Eukaryota; Metazoa; Rotifera; Eurotatoria; Adinetida; Adinetidae
Source: the annotation of a GenBank genome assembly
AUGUCUGCGUCUGUUACUAAUAAUCAGGGACCUUUAUCAUUCGAAGAAGUCUAUGAUAUAGUAAAACGUAAUGACACCGCCAAGUUUGAUCUUGUUUAUCGAACAUUAUUAGAUAAAUCAGAAUAUUUAACUCUUAUACCAAAUAAUGAAAUUUAUUCAAUUCUUCAUCAUAUUGUUUCACAUGGUGCACUUGAUUUAUUCAAUAAAGUCAUAGCUAUCCCUAAUAUACGUGUUAUUCUAUUAACGAAAUCAUUAGGUAAACCAGGAAAAGAUAUUCUUCAAAUAGCAGGUGAAAAUCGAACGAAAUCGAAUAAAUACAAACAAUUAUAUCAAACAAUUGAUCGUCUUGUUCAAAUGGAUAAAUUUGCUGAGUAUGGUAAAAGUAAUGAAAUAGACGAAUGUAAAAAAAUGCUUGCAUUAGAUGAAGAUUUAGUCAAUCAAAAACCACCAUAUAGAAAAUAUUAUUUAAUUCAUCAUUUAGCUUAUGCAAAUAAUAGAGAAGCAUUUGAUCAACUUCGUGAAUUAUGUAAUUUUGAUAUGAAAUUAUUAACAAGCGAUCAAAAAACAGCAUCAGAAGUUGCUUUCCAACAAGUUCAUACAGAUUUUGCUAAUUACCUGGAAACAUUAUCACCGGAAAUGCGUGCUAUACGUGAACAACAUCAAAAAGAAAAACAAGCACAAAAUCAAGUACAAAUAAAACAGGAUGAUCGACUUGAAAAACUUCUUAUUGAAUUAGGUGGAACUAACAUGUUAGAUCGUUUUACAUGUCCAUUAACAAAAGAAAUAUUUCAUGAUCCUGUUGUAUUAAGUGAUGGUUUUACAUAUGAAAGAUCAGCAAUACAACAAUGGCUUGAUUUAGGCAACCAUCGUUCGCCUAUGACAAAUAUAGAAUUAACCAAUGUUGAACUUGAGAAGUUAUUCACAAAACAACGUAGAAUUUCAUAG